UUCUUGUUCAUCACAUAUGGGAACGUUGUGGUCGACUGGGAGCCGUAGUUCAUUUCCCAUGCGUGCCGUGUCUUCGAUCGCUCGCUGCUUGACUGUGCCCGAGCGUUUACGGCGUCGGUGACGGCGGUACCCGCUUCGAGUGAGCGGAGGGGCUGUCCGUAGCCGUCCUGCGUGUAGCCGCUGGUUACAAACGCCGAAGACGCCUAGUUUUUGCAGUGCCACUCUGUUUCGGCGCCGGUCCCGGCUUCUUUCUUUCCGUUUCUUUACGCGGCAUCCAGCCGUGCGCAGCUGCCGUACUAGCCAGCUGAACCACGAGGACUCCGCUCGUGACCGGGGCGGGCGAGCGAGUCGGGAGGGAAAAGAAAAAGAGAGGCGUUAUUGCAGUUUGAAACAUUGUUUGCCCACCCCCGGAAGAGUGUCUCGUUGCAUCUAGCGAUCGCUUUAAUUUUGAACUUGUCCAUUGACGGCCGCGCUUUGGCAAUGUCGUUUCAGUCUUUCGCUGAGGACGAAGACGGCUACGCGUCGAACUACCACGUCGGGUCUUUGCCGCGUGAUUAUGCUUAUGGACCCGACGACGUUGAGGGCGACACGACACAUGCCACUCAAUGUGCGAGGAAAAGAAAAAUUCUCCUCAUGGGGUCCAAAGGGAGCGGGAAAUCGUCCAUCGAGAAGGUGGUUUUUCACAAAAUGUCACCGAAUGAAACACUGUUCUUGGAGAGCACCAACAAGAUUGUGCGGAAUGACAUAUCGAACAGUUCAUUCGUCAAGCUGGACAUCUGGGAUAUCCCUGGUCAGGUUGACUUUGUUGACCAGGUGUCCGACUUCAAGAACGUCUUCGAUGGCUGGGGAGCCCUUGUAUUCGUAAUCGAUGCUCAGGAUGACUAUAUGGAGGCACUGCAGAAGCUGAACAAGACUGUAGUGAUGGCAACCAAAGCAAACCCAGACUUGAAGAUCGAGGUCUUCAUUCACAAAGUGGAUGGCCUAUCGGACGACCACAAGAUUGAGAUCCAGAGGGACAUCCACCAGAGGGCAACGGACGACCUUGCCGACAGAGGCCUCGACGUUGUCCAACUCAGUUUCUAUCUCACUAGCAUAUACGAUCACUCUAUUUUCGAGGCGUUCAGCAAGGUCCUCCAGAAGCUAAUCCCUGAGCUGCCAACGUUAGAAAACCUCCUCAACAUUUUCAUUUCGAAUUCGGGGAUUGACAAGGCAUUCCUGUUUGAUGUUGUGACCAAAAUGUACAUUGCAACUGAUAACUCACCUGUGGACAUGCAGUCGUACGAGCUAUGCUGUGACAUGAUCGAUGUCAUUAUUGACAUCUCGUCUAUCUACGGCUUGCAAGCCGAUGGCGAUGGGAGCACCUUUGACAGCGAGUCUGCCAGCAUCAUAAAGCUGAACAAUGGGACAGUGCUGUACCUGCAGGAGGUCAAUCGGUUCCUCGCCCUCGUCUGCAUACUUAGGGACGAGAAUUUCGACAAGCAAGGGCUCAUCGACUACAACUUCCAAUGCUUCCGUCAGGCCAUCCACGAGGUAUUCGAAGUCCAGUGUCGGGCGUCGCAAUCGGCCACAACGCCGGGUUUCACCAACUCCGUGGACCUCAACCUCAGUAACGGCUACCCGGAAGCGUGAUUGAGCCCAUCCUUGUGCGAGCGUCUUGCCUUCCUACUACGUGUCUCCGUCACCUUUCUCUCGUGUACAUAAUCCCCUUCGCUGUGUGAAAGUUUACGGAUGACGACGAUGAUUAGGAUGCAGAGACUCAGAAAAACCUCCAUGAGAUGACCUGCCUGUUCUUCGGUAUUGAGACCUUGUGUGCCGCUGUCGAGCACCUACUAAAAAAAAAAAAGCUUUAAGAAGACACGUUUUUAAUGUUAACCCAAGCGAUUCUCCCCUGUUCCCCCUUGUUUGUUUUUUGUUUUAUUUGUGUUUUGUCACAUUAAAUUAUGGGAUUUUCGUUAGAUGAAUAAAAAAAUGCUAUGUUUCAUUAUAA
Messenger RNA from Rhipicephalus microplus (southern cattle tick), 1987 nucleotides. It is a transcript of the gene RagC-D, whose product is annotated as Ras-related GTP binding C/D. Gene Ontology annotation, biological process: cellular response to starvation; negative regulation of autophagy; positive regulation of TORC1 signaling. Lineage: Eukaryota; Metazoa; Arthropoda; Arachnida; Ixodida; Ixodidae. The record is from RefSeq and is a predicted model, not a curated record. Gene Ontology annotation, cellular component: nucleus; Gtr1-Gtr2 GTPase complex; lysosome. Gene Ontology annotation, molecular function: GTP binding; GTPase activity.